Molecule: messenger RNA, 1254 nt
Organism: Fusarium sp. VM40
Lineage: Eukaryota; Fungi; Ascomycota; Sordariomycetes; Hypocreales; Nectriaceae
Source: the annotation of a GenBank genome assembly
AUGCGUUACUCUUUCGCCGCCGCUGCUCUCCUGGCCUCUGGUGCCAUUGCCCACGAUGAGAUUUCCAAGGUCUACGAGACCAAGCGAGUCACCAUCACUUCUUGCGGUCCUGAGGUGACCAACUGCCCUGCUCGAUCUACCGUCGUCAGCACCACCUCUUACCCCGUCGUUCCCCCCAAGGUCACCGAUGCCUACCCUGUUCCUCCCCAGGUCACCUCUGCUCAGCAGGGCCAGGAGACCAGCGAGGAGGUUCCUGAGGUUCCUGCUACCACUGAGGCCCCUGAGGCUCCCGCCACCACCGAGGCUCCUCUGACCACCUCCACCAUCUACUCUACCAACAUCAAGACCAUCACCUCUUGCGGUCCUGAGGUCCCCAACUGCCCCGCCACUGGCGGCACUCCUGUCGUUGUCACUGAGACCAUUGCCGUCUCUACCACCAUCUGCCCUGUCGAGCCCACUGGUGGCAGCGAGAAGCCCGAGCAGCCUGAGAAGCCCGAGCAGCCUCCCGCUCACACUCAGCCUGGCUAUGAGCAGCCUCCUGCCCCUCCUGCUGAGACCAAGCCUGUGUCUCCUCCUACUCCCGAGAAGCCCGAGACCCCCGAGAAGCCCAGCAAGCCUGAGCAGCCCGAGACCCCCGGCAAGCCUGGAAAGCCCGAGCAGCCUGAGACCCCCGAACAGCCUGGAAAGCCUGAGCAGCCUCCCGCUCACACUCAGCCUGGCUAUGAGCAGCCCCCUGCUCCUCCUGCUGAGACCAAGCCCGUUGUUCCUCCUACCCCCGAGCAGCCUCAGCAGCCUGGCCACCCCGGUAACGGCACCGUUCCUCACCCUCCCGUCUACCCCAACCCUCCCGCUACCGAGAGUGGUGCCAAGCCCGUGGUUCCUCCCACUCCUGUCCCCUCUGCCCCUGUCCCUGGCAACCCUGAGCAGUGCGUUCCUUCUCAGUCUGUGACUGCCAUCACCAAGGAGUACACCACUGUCCUCACCAGCGUUGAGUACUCUACCAUCCAGGUUCCUUGCCCUACUGGCAGCACUCCCGGAAACCCUGGCAGCCCUGGAAACCCUGGUGAGCCUGAGGUUCCUGCUCCUACUGGCCCUGCUCCUACAGGACCUGCUGUUCCCCCUCCUUCCACCCCCGUUGGCGGCGGUAACCAGACCAUUCCUACUCCUCCCCCCGUCGUUGCUGGUGCCGCUACCUUCGCCGGCUCCGCGUUCUUCGCUGCCGUCGCUGGUAUUGCCGUCUUCAUCCUGGUCUAA